CCACCUACCUCCCCGCCGCUCCAGAGGGGGCUCUCAGAGCUGGGGACGCGCGCCGCGCUGCUCAAGGGCUCGCUCUCUCCGCACCGUCGCCGGCCGGCAUCUGACGCGGGUGCCAGGGGGCUCCGGGCACCUCUCAGUGUCCCUUCCCUCGGCCAGCCAGGACUCCGCAACCCAGCAGUUGCCGCUGCGGCCGCCGCCCGAGAGUACCGGCGGACAGGACGCCGGCAGGAGGAGGAGUGCGCAGCGCCCGCGCAGAGCGUCUCCCUCGCGGCGCGGCGAGCCUCGGGCCUCCGGGCCCCGGGAGCCCCCAGCUGCCUCGCCAGGUGUGUGGGACCGAAGUUCUCGGAGAAGGGAGUCCAACUCUUCAAGGUCAACUAUGACCACUUUACUCUGGGUUUUUGUGACUCUGAGGGUCAUCACUGCAGCUGUCUCAGUGGAAGUUUCAGACCAUGACAACUCGCUGAGUGUGAGCAUCCCCCAACCGUCCCCGACGAGGGUCCUCCUCGGGACCUCCCUCACCAUCCCCUGCUAUUUCAUCGACCCCAUGCACCCUGUGACCACCGCCCCCUCCACCGCCCCCCUCGCCCCAAGAAUCAAGUGGAGCCGUGUUUCCAAGGAGAAGGAGGUAGUGCUGCUGGUGGCCACUGAAGGGCGCGUGCGGGUCAACAGUGCCUACCAGGAUAAGGUUUCGCUGCCCAACUACCCUGCCAUCCCCAGCGACGCCACCUUGGAAAUCCAGAGCCUGCGCUCCAAUGACUCAGGGGUCUACCGCUGCGAGGUGAUGCACGGCAUCGAGGACAGUGAGGCUACCAUGGAGGUCGUGGUGAAAGGUGUCGUGUUCCAUUACAGAGCCAUCUCCACACGCUACACCCUUGACUUCGACAGGGCGCAGAGGGCCUGCCUGCAGAACAGUGCCAUCAUCGCCACGCCCGAGCAGCUGCAGGCUGCCUACGAAGAUGGCUUCCACCAGUGCGACGCCGGCUGGCUGGCUGAUCAGACUGUCAGAUAUCCCAUCCACACUCCCCGGGAAGGCUGCUAUGGAGACAAGGAUGAGUUUCCUGGCGUGAGGACAUACGGCAUCCGAGACACCAACGAGACCUAUGAUGUGUACUGCUUCGCCGAGGAGAUGGAGGGUGAAGUCUUUUAUGCAACCUCUCCAGAGAAGUUCACCUUCCAGGAGGCAGCCAAUGAGUGCCGGCGGCUGGGUGCCCGGCUGGCCACCACGGGCCAGCUCUACCUGGCCUGGCAGAGCGGCAUGGACAUGUGCAGCGCUGGCUGGCUGGCCGACCGCAGUGUGCGCUACCCCAUCUCCAAGGCCCGGCCCAAUUGCGGGGGCAACCUCCUGGGCGUGAGGACCGUCUACCUGCAUGCCAACCAGACGGGCUACCCUGACCCCUCAUCCCGCUAUGACGCCAUCUGCUACACAGGUGAAGACUUCGUGGACAUCCCAGAAAACUUCUUUGGAGUAGGGGGUGAGGAGGACAUCACCAUCCAGACGGUGACCUGGCCUGACGUGGAGCUGCCACUGCCUCAAAACAUUACCGAGGGUGAAGCCCGAGGCAGCGUGAUCCUUACUGCAAAGCCCGUCUUCGAGGUCUCCCCCAGUCCUCCGGAGCCCGAGGAGCCCUUCACGUUUGCCCCUGAAAUAGGGGCCACUGCCUUUCCUGCGAUUGAGAAUGAGACUGCAGAGGCCAGCAGGCCCUGGGCCUUUCCCACGCCUGGCCUGGGCCCUGCCACGGCCUUCACCAGUGAGGAUCUCGUCGUGCAGGUGACCGCUGUCCCAGGUGCAGCCGAGGUCCCUGGGCAGCCGCAUUUGCCAGGGGGAGUCGUGUUCCACUACCGCCCAGGACCCACCCGAUACUCGCUGACCUUCGAGGAGGCACAGCAGGCCUGCCUGCGCACCGGGGCGGUCAUUGCCUCGCCAGAGCAGCUCCAGGCCGCCUACGAAGCUGGCUAUGAGCAGUGUGAUGCUGGCUGGCUACAGGACCAGACCGUCAGAUACCCCAUUGUGAGCCCACGGACCCCAUGCGUGGGUGACAAGAACAGCAGCCCAGGAGUCAGGACCUAUGGUGUGCGCCCAUCAACAGAGACCUACGAUGUCUACUGCUAUGUGGACAGACUUGAGGGGGAGGUGUUCUUCGCCACACGCCUUGAGCAGUUCACCUUCCAGGAAGCACUGGAGUUCUGUGAAUCUCACAAUGCCACGCUGGCCACCACGGGCCAGCUCUACGCCGCCUGGAGCCUCGGCCUGGACAAGUGCUAUGCCGGCUGGCUGGCCGACGGCAGCCUCCGCUACCCCAUCGUCACCCCAAGGCCUGCCUGCGGUGGGGACAAGCCAGGCGUGAGAACCGUCUACCUCUACCCUAACCAGACGGGGCUCCCAGACCCGCUGUCCCGGCACCAUGCCUUUUGCUUCCGAGGCGUUUCAGCAGCUCCUUCUCCAGGAGAAGAAGAGGGUGGCACACCCACAUCACCCUCUGGUGUGGAGGACUGGAUCGCGACCCAAGUGGUACCUGGUGUGGCUGCUGUCCCCGUAGGGGAGGAGACAACUGCUGUACCCUUAGGCGAGACUACUGCAGUCCCAGAGUUCACCACUGAGCCAGAAAACCAGACAGAAUGGGAACCCACCUACACCCCAAUGGGCAUAUCCCCGCUGCCAGGGAUCCUUCCGACUUGGCCUCCCACUGGUGCAGCAACAGAGGAAAGCACAGAAGGCCCUUCUGCAACUAAAGUGCCCUCAGCCUCAGAGGAACCAUCCCCCUCAGAGGAGCCAUUCCCCUCGGUGGAACCAUUCCCCUCACCAUCCCCCUCAGUGGAACCAUUCCCCUCCCAGGAGCCAUCCCCCUCAGAGGAGCCAUCAGCCUCAGAAGAGCCAUAUACACCUUCACCCCCCAUGCCCAGCUGGACUGAGCUGCCAGGCUCUGGGGAAGAAUCUGGGGCCCCUGAAGUCAGUGGUGACUUCACAGGCAGUGGAGAUGCUUCAGGACACCUUGACUUCAGUGGGCAGCUGUCAGGGGACAGGGCAAGUGGGCUGCCCUCUGGAGACCUUGACUCCAGUGGUCUUACUUCCACAGUGGGCUCAGGCCUGCCUGUGGAAAGUGGACUGGCCUCAGGGGAUGGAGAGAGAAUUGAAUGGUCCAGCACACCUAUAGUUGGUGAACUGCCCUCUGGAGGUGAGAUCCUAGAGGGCUCUGCCUCUGGAGUUGGGGACCUCAGUGGACUUCCUUCUGGAGAAGUUGUAGAGACUUCUGCCUCUGGAGUAGGAGAUCUCAGUGGAUUUCCUUCUGGAGAAGUUCUAGAGACUUCUGCCUCCGGAGUAGGAGACCUUAGUGGACUUCCUUCUGGAGAAGUUCUAGAAACUUCUGCCUCUGGAGUAGAAGAUCUCAGUAGACUUCCUUCUGGAGAAGUUCUAGAGACUUCUGCCUCUGGAGUAGAAGACCUCAGCAGACUUCCUUCUGGAAUAGAAGGUCUAGAGAUUUCUGCCUCUGGAGUAGGGGACCUUAGUGGACUUUCUUCUGCAGGAGAAGUUCUAGAGACUACUGCCUCUGGAGUAGGGGACCUCGGUGGGCUUCCUUCUGGAGAAGUUCUAGAGACUUCUACCUCUGGAGUAGGAGACCUCAGUGGACUUCCUUCUGGAGAGAUUCUAGAGACUUCUACCUCUGGAGUAGGGGACCUCAGUGGACUUCCUUCUGGAGGAGAAGUUCUAGAGACUUCUGCCUCUGGCGUAGAGGACAUCAGUGGGCUUCCUUCUGGAGAAGCUAUAGAGACUUCUGUCUCUGGAGUAGAGGAUGUCAGUGAACUUCCUUCAGGAGAAGGUCUAGAGACCUCUGCUUCUGGGGUAGAGGACCUCAGCAGGCUCCCUUCUGGAGAAGUUCUAGAGACUUCUGCCUCUGGAGUCGGGGACCUCAGUGGACUUCCUUCUGGAGGAGAAGUUCCAGAGACUUCUGCCUCUGGAGUUGGGGACCUCAGUGGACUUCCUUCUGGAGGAGAAGAUCUAGAGACCUCUGCUUCUGGAGCAGGGACUGACCUCAGUAGACUUCCUUCUGGAAGGGAGGGUCUAGAGACUUCAGCUUCUGGAGCUGAGGACCUCAGUGGAUUGCUUUCUGGAAAAGAAGACUUGGUGGGUUCAGCUUCUGGAGACUUGGACUUGGGUAAACUGCCUUCUGGAACUCUAGGAAGUGGGCAAGCUCCAGAAACAAGUGGCCUUCCCUCUGGAUUUAGUGGCGAGUAUUCUGGGGUGGACCUUGGAAGUGGCCCAUCCUCUGGCCUGCCUGACUUUAGUGGACUUCCAUCUGGAUUCCCAACUGUCUCCCUAGUGGAUUCUACAUUGGUAGAAGUGGUCACAGCCUCCACUGAGAGUGAACAGGAAGGGAGGGGAACCAUUGGCAUCAGUGGUGCAGGAGAAGUGUCUGGGCUGCCUUUCAGUGAGCUGGACAUUAGUGGGGGAGCUAGUGGACUCCCUUCAGGAACUGAACUCAGUGGCCAAGCAUCUGGGUCUCCUGACAUCAGUGGGGAAACAUCUGGACUCUUUGGUGUCAGUGGACAGCCCUCAGGGUUUCCUGACAUCAGUGGGGAAACAUCUGGGGUUUUUGAGGUUAGUGGGCAGCCAUCAGGGUUUCCUGACACCAGUGGGGAAACAUCUGGGGUGACUGAGCUUAGCGAGGUAUCCUCUGGACAACCAGGUGUUAGUGGAGAAGCAUCUGGAGUUCUUUAUGGCACUAGUCAACCAUUUGGCAUAACCGACCUGAGUGGAGAAACAUCCGGGGUCCCUGAUCUCAGUGGGCAGCCUUCAGGGUUGCCAGAGCUCAGUGGGGCAACAUCAGGAAUCCCUGGACUGGUUUCUGGUGCCACGAGUGGCAGUGGUGAAUCUUCUGGCAUUACAUUUGUGGACACCAGUUUGGUCGAAGUGACCCCUACAACAUUUAAAGAAGAAGAAGGCUUGGGGUCUGUGGAGCUCAGUGGCCUCCCUUCGGGGGAGGAAGAUCUGUCAGGCAAAUCUGGGAUAGCAGAUGUCAGUGGACAGUUUUCUGGAACAGUCGAUUCCAGUGGGUUUACAUCCCAGACUCCAGAAUUCAGUGGCCUACCAAGUGGCAUAGCUGAGGUCAGUGGAGAACCCUCCGGAGCUGAGAGUGGGAGCACCCUGCCCUCGGGAGCGUAUUCUGGCAGUGGACUUCCGUCUGGUUUCCCCACUGUUUCUCUUGUAGACAGAACUUUGGUGGAAUCUGUAACCCAGGCUCCAACAGCCCAAGAAGCAGGAGAAGGGCCUUCUGGCAUUAUAGAACUCAGUGGUGCCCAUUCUGGAGCACCAGACCUGUCUGGGGACCAUUCUGGGUUUCUGGACCUAAGUGGGCUGCAGUCUGGGCUGGUAGAGCCCAGUGGAGAGCCACCAAGUACUCCGUAUUUUAGUGGGGAUUUUGCCAGCACCACUGAUGUAAGUGGAGAAACCUCUGUAGCCGUGAGCACCAGUGGAGAGGCGUCGGGACUUCCAGAAGUUACUUUAAUCACUUCUGAGUUCAUGGAGGGUGUUACUGAACCAACAGUUUCUCAGGAACUUGGCCAGGGGCCCCCUGUGACACAUACACCCCAGCUUUUUGAGUCCAGUGGAGAAGCCUCUGCAGCUGGGGACAUUAGUGGAGUUACCCCAGUGCUCUCUGGGUCUGGAGUAGAAGUGUCAUCUGUCCCAGAAUCUAGCGGUGAGACGUCCGCCUAUCCUGAGGCUGGGGUCGAGGUAUCUACUGCCCGUGAGGCCAGUGGAGAAGCUUCUGGGUCCCCUGAUCUGAGUGAAACCACCUCUGCAUUCCACGAAGCUGACCUCGAGAGAUCCUCUGGCCUAGGAGUGAGCGGCAGCACUUUGACUUUUCAAGAAGGUGAGGGGUCAGCUGCUCCGGAAGUGAGUGGUGAAUCCACCACCACUGAUGACGUGGGGAUGGAGGCAUCAGUCUUGCCUUCAGCCACUGCCAUGGCUUCUGGAGACAGGACUGAAAUCAGCGGAGAUCUGUCUGGUCACACCACGGGGCUGGGUGUUGUCAUGAGCACCAGCCUACCGGAGUCUGAGUGGACCCAGCAGACCCAGCGCCCUGCAGAGGCACAUCUAGAAAUUGAGUCCUCAAGCGUCCUAUACUCAGGAGAAGAGACUCAAACAGCCGAAACAGCCGCCUUCCCAACAGAUGCUUCCAUCCCAUCUUCUCCAGAAUGGACAAGUGAAUCAGAGUCAACAGUUGCAGACAUUGAUGAGUGCCUCCCAAGCCCUUGUCUGAAUGGAGCCACCUGCCUGGAUGCCAUCGACUCUUUCACAUGCUUAUGCCUUCCCAGCUACGGAGGGGACCUGUGUGAGAUCGACCAGGAGGUAUGUGAGGAGGGCUGGACCAAGUACCAGAGCCACUGUUACCGCCACUUCCCGGACCGCGAGACCUGGGUGGAUGCGGAGCGCCGGUGUCGGGAGCAGCAGUCACACCUGAGCAGCAUCAUCACCCCCGAGGAGCAGGACUUCGUCAACAACAAUGCUCAAGACUACCAGUGGAUCGGCCUGAACGACAGGACCAUCGAAGGGGACUUCCGCUGGUCAGACGGACACCCCAUGCAAUUUGAGAAUUGGCGCCCCAACCAGCCUGACAAUUUCUUUGCCGCCGGAGAGGACUGCGUGGUGAUGGUCUGGCACGAGAAGGGCGAGUGGAAUGAUGUUCCCUGCAAUUACCACCUGCCCUUCACGUGUAAAAAGGGCACAGUGGCCUGCGGAGAACCCCCUGCAGUGGAGCAUGCCAGGACCUUUGGGCAGAAGAAGGACCGGUAUGAGAUCAAUUCCCUGGUGCGGUACCAGUGCACGGAGGGGUUUGUUCAGCGCCACGUGCCCACUAUCCGGUGCCAGCCCAGCGGGCACUGGGAGGAGCCUCGGAUCACCUGCACAGACCCCACCACCUACAAACGCAGACUACAGAAGCGAAGCUCACGGCACCCUCGGAGGAGCCACUCCAGCACGGCCCACUGAGAGGAGCUUCCAGGACCCACCCAGGACGCUGAGCCCAGGAGCCUGCCAGGCUGACGCGGACCCACCCAGAUGGUGCCCUCUUCUUGUCGCUUUUUGUCAUAUAAGGAAUCCCAUUAAAGAAGGAAAAAAUAAAUCCCACGUUGUGUAUACACCCACUCACCCCUCCAAAUCACCAAAACCGCAUCUAAUUUGUCCGCCGAAUGCCAAAGCAAAGCAAACUUAUCAUAACUCGUGGACUAAGUUUAGAGACAUUUCUUCAAUCUCCCAUCGUGCCUUUCGAGGAACCAGUGCAGGGACAGGGGGAGAAGGGGAGGGUUUAAGUUAAAUAAAGAAGAUUAUUUUUGUUUCCUGACUUUA
Molecule: messenger RNA, 7342 nt
Organism: Saimiri boliviensis boliviensis (Bolivian squirrel monkey)
Lineage: Eukaryota; Metazoa; Chordata; Mammalia; Primates; Cebidae
Source: RefSeq, a predicted model, not a curated record